AUGAAAUUUGUUUGGUUCAUAGCCUUCUUGGGAGUGGCUGGUAAGUGUCUGGGUUUCUCAUGGUUCCUGUCUGGGUAACAAGGGGAGAUGGCUCUUCCUGCCACUUUGAACACUCCUGAGAGUGUUUACCUCUUUGACAAGUAGGGGUCACACCCAAAGGGAAGCUGUGCCUCUGCGAUGUCUUUCGCUGCCUUCCAGUCCUGACCAGCUUCAGCCAAAUGCAAAUGGAGACAAACACACGAGGCCUGUUAUUUUAGGGUUAUCAGACGUCCCCGGUUUCUGGGGACAGUCCCUGGAUUUGCAAAUCUGUCCCCGGACAAAUUCCGUCCCCGGAAUGUCCCCAGAUUUGCAAAUCUCUCCCCGGGAAACGUGGCAGCCUCAGCCUCAGCAGCCUGGUAGCGCAGUUGGCUCUGGCUGGCUUCAGGAGCUGAUCGCUGCCGCUGCCACUGCUGAAGGAGAACCGGGGACGUUCGGCGGUACAGAUCUCCUUCCCCCUUCCCCCUUCCCCCUUUGUUUUGACAGAUCGGGGGAGGCUCAGGAGUUGCGGGUGGAUGGCCGUUGCCCUGGAGGGGCGCAAGGCGGGCGGUUUCUCUGUCAGGCAAGGUGCAAAGCCCUUCAGUCAAAAUAAAGGGGGAAGCGGGCAGGAGAUCGGGGGUGGUUCGGGAGUCACGGGCGGGUGGCACGCAGUUACCCAGUUUUUUAAAAGCUCUGAGCAUUUAUGUUUCACAGGGUGCAAAAGAAGGGCUUUGUACCUUUAUACAAUAUGCAUGUGUUCUUGGGCCCAGGGUCUUUUGCUUCACCAUCCCAACUACUGACUCCCUGUUGCUACUCAGCUUCAAAAAAAAAGUGUCCCCGGAUUCAUUGAAAAAAAUCUGGUAACCAUACAUUAUUUUAAAGACAGAUUCUUGAAGGAGGCGUGGAUGGGCAAAGUGGCCAACCUUCCAAUAGGAGACACUGGUGGCUCUUUGCUUAGUCCGCAAGUACGUAAGAAACAGGACUUGACCAGGCUAGGAAAACAUCUGGGAGAUAUAGAAAUUUUGAGUUCUCUUGCUUUCCCUUUCACCAGAUGUUUCCUAGUACACUGUGCAAUUAGACAACUCUUCGCCUACAUGGAGAUUACGGACAACAAGAACCCUGCCUUGCUAAAUGGAAGGACAGAAUUGUGGCAUGCCAGGGUUUUUUAAUUAAUUAUAGACAAGACGGACAGCGGGUUGAGUUUCUGCUAUGCUUGAUCAUUUGCACAGUAGAGCCAUGGAACAUAGACCUCAUAGACCUGUAGGCUGGUGUGUCUCCCAGGACCCCAAAUACAGAAUUUGAUGUUCUUCAUUCUUUCCCCAGUUGCCUUCCCCAUCAAUGAUGAUGAUGAUGAUAAAAUCGUGGGAGGCUACACCUGCCAGUCGCAUUCUGUCCCCUACCAAGUUUCCCUGAAUUCCGGAUACCACUUCUGUGGUGGUUCGCUCAUCAACAACCAGUGGGUUGUUUCGGCUGCUCACUGCUAUAAGUCGUAAGUUUAAAAAACAAACAAACUUGUCAUGCUGCUCCUUUCAGCAGUAUUGCUCUGAUUUUUUAUUUACAGUGGUACCUCGGGUUACAGAUGCUUCGGGUUACAGAUGCUUCAGGUUACAAACUCUGCUAACCAGGAAGUGGUUGCUCCAGGUUAAGAACUUUGCCCCAGGAUAAGAAUGGAAAUUGCGCGCCAGUGGCACAGUGGCAGCAGGAGGCCCCAUUAGCGAAAGCACGCCUCAGGUUAAGAACUGUUUCAGGUUAAGAAUGACCUCUGGGACGAAUUAAGUUCAUAACCCAAGGUACCACUGUAUUUAUUUUGGUAUUCCUUUCGUGAGCAGUAGUAGACACUGCCCCCUGCAGUCGACACUGGAAAUAAUAAUAAUAACCACUGGAACAUUCAACCUGUAUGAGGUUGCAUGGGAUGUUGGAGGAGGGGCAGUACCUCUGAUGGGGGACACAUUGUGCUUCUUCUGGGGUAGUUAGUCUACCUUUGGUUCCCACCCUGCACUCAGCUCUCACCUGUGGCCCCUAGAAGCUGUCAGCAUGUGGCAGCAGCCACAUCCUGGGAACGGCAUCAGCUGGCCAGGUAAACCAGGUGAGCCACUGGGUUUCAAACCCUCAGUGAGUUAGGGACCUCCCUGCAUGUGAAGACAGGCUCUGGCGGAUUGAGCAGACGAGGCCAACAGCAGGUCCAAUGGUCAAGAAGGCUGUUUCUGCACGCGCUGUAGAGGGAAGUGAGGGGCAGAUGGGGCUCAUCAACCUGAGAAGGUAGCCCAUCUAGGAGAAGGAAACCUCUGAUCCAAAACCUCUGCUGCCUUCUGGGGUGGUUUCAGGAGAAGAAAGGGCUGAGGAGUAAACCUGCACAACUCCAGAGUGGAGUCCCUGCGCCAGUUAGAUGGUGCCUUGUACGCUUCCUUCUGGCAACUCCUAGAGGCCAAGGUGUAUUUGGUUCCCCAAUAAAAUGUUUGACAGCCCCACCUUAAGUUGAUGGGCAUUGCCAUUCAAAUGAUGUACAUGCACCUCGUCUUGUGAUCAAUUAUAUGAGGAGGGGCUUACCUGCUCCUCCCCAAUAUUUUAUUCAAGUUGGCACCCCGUCUGCUGCCAAGCUGGUGCCAAGCGUAUUCUUCUGCUUUCCUUUGGACCACAUCAGAGAGGCCAAGAGGUGGGUCUUGUCAUCUGGGCAGCCCAGGACCUCCAUAUACACUGGCCAGGAUUGCAGUCCGGGGAGGUCACUUCGGUGCUGCUAACCCAGUGAUUUCACCCCAGAGGCACACACUGGAUUGUCUCUUGAGACAAACAGAUGCCAACAACUCAGCCUGCACUGAAGCAGGAACCACAUAGCUCAGUAGAAGAGCAUCCGUUUUGCGUGCAGAAGUUUCCAGGUUCAACUCUUGGCAUCUCCAGGUAGAGUUGGGGGGAAAGUGUUCCUGCCUCAAACUUGGAGCACCAAUGCUAGUCAGUGUAGACCAGGGUUUCCUCAAACUUGGGACUCCAGCUGCUUUUGGACUACAAUUCCCAUCAUCCCUGACCACUGGUCCUGCUAGCUAGGGAUGAUGGGAGCUGUAGUCCAAAAACAGCCGGAGACCCAAGUUUGGAAAAGCCUGGUGUGGACAUUUCUGAGCUAGAUGGACCAGAUGGCCUAUUUUGAGACUAGAAGCUAACUUGCAACCAAUCCCACAUUUGUCAGGAUUCAAGUCACUUUGGAGAACAGUGUGCUCCAAAGAAAAGCAGCAAUGUCAGUGGUUCUGGGGUUGUGUGGGGUGUUGAAACAGGAAUGUGGAUGAUCAAGGUCCUCUUCUUUGUCUGAAACCAGACGUAUCCAGGUGAGACUUGGGGAACACAGUUUGACCUUAAACGAUGGCAGCGAGCAGUACAUUAAUUCAGCCAAAGUCAUCCGCCACCCAAGAUACAACGCCAACACACUGGACAAUGACAUCAUGCUCAUCAAGCUGUCCACCCAGGCAACCAUCAACACCCGGGUCAGAUCGGUCAGCCUGCCCACCAGCUGCGUGACCACCGGGACACAGUGCCUCAUUUCCGGCUGGGGCAACACCCGCAGCAGUGGCAGUGAGUCCUCCUUUGUGUUCUUUUGUGAUGCAGGUGCAAGGGCAAGAAUGCUGAGUACAAACCGGGGGUGGGGGUGGGGUAGAGAGCAACAUGCUAGCCACCCAACCAUGUUCUCCCAUCUCCUUCUGUUGCCUUAAAAAAGAUCUAGUUGCUUUUAACGUGCCCUUUAAAGUUAAGACUAAGAUUGCCAUUGUAACUUACUCUCUAAAAGCAAUACCCAGAUUGCAUGGGCAUAACCAGGAUUGAAUUAUGGGGACUCUUGAGAGUCCCAUGGACUGCAAGAAGAUCAAACCUAUCCAUUCUUAAGGAAAUCAGCCCUGAGUGCUCACUGGAAGGACAGAUCCUGAAGCUGAGACUCCAAUACUUUGGCCACCUCAUGAGAAGAGAAAACUCCCUGGAAAAGACCCUGGUGGUGGGAAAGAUGGAGGGCAGAAGGAGAAGGGGACGACAGAGGACGAGAUGGUUGGACAGUGUUCUCGAAGCUACCAGCAUGAGUUUGACCAAACUGUGGGAGGCAGUGGAAGACAGGAGUGCCUGGCGUGCUCUGGUCCGUGAGGUCAUGAAGAGGUGGACACGACUAAACGACUAAACAACAACAACAACCAGGAUUUAUGUUAGGGAGGGAAGAACCCCAGUUAGUUAAGUAUUUUUAUUGAUUAACUUUCAUGGAUGGGCAGCUGCCUCCUUGCUCCCCGUUGGCUAUGCCCAUGCAGGGCUGGUCCAAGUACUUUUGCAGAAUGGGACAGGCAGGUUGCUCACUCCAGCAGCAGAGUGUGUCUUCAUGGAGCCUGGGGUGGGUGGGUGGGUGGGUGCGCCCGGGGCAGGGCAUGGCAGCCCACCCCUCAAUGCUGAUGCGAUGGCAGCAUGAGGACACAAUAGCUAUGCGCCCUUUGAUCCUAUCCUUGCCCUCACUUUGUGAGGCUGGGAUCAAAGGGUGCGUGCCUGUUGUGUCCUCCCCAUGCUGCCCUCCCAGAAAAAGUGCACCCAGGGCCAUCGCACCAGCAGCCCGCCCCCCUGACUUCACACCCCUGGCUCACCCUGCUCUCCACUCCAUUCCAUGUGUAUAAGCCAGGCUGACUGGCAGCUGAAUCUUAUUUCAACACUGACCAUAUCCUCUUAUCACGAAGGCAGUCUCCUUUAGCAGGAUGUGGACCAGGAGAAUCCCUCCUCAUUGCUUCACUUCCCCAAAUCACCCCCAGCCCCGUGCCCCAAAUACUAUCUAUAAUCUAUAGUUACAGGGGAAAGAAAAUCAUGAAAGGAUGUUGUCCCCGUUUUCAAAAUCAUUUUAUUCGUAUGCCGCCUUUCCAAAGUCGAAACCAUGCUCAACAUAUGAAAAAUUACAGGGUGAAGGUAGUCAUAAACAAUAUCAAAAAGUCUUCUUCUUCUCUGGUGAUAACUUGUAGUCGAGUAAGAUUGUCUUCCAUAAACACGGUUUUAACAGUGGGUUUGUAAGUGACUGUGGAGGGCAAUUGUGGAUCCACAGUGGGGACAUUGGUUUCCGGGCGGGAGUUGGUCACAGUGAGGGUUUGCCAAACAUGCCUUCCUCUUAGCACAUUUCUCCCUUUCGUCCUGAGUUUGAGCAUCUUCAAAGCUCAUGACACCUUUGGUAAAGGCUGUUCUCCAAUUGGAGUGCUCCCAGGCCAGUGUUUACCAGUUGUCAGUGUUUAUACUACUUUUUUUUUAGAUUUGCCUUGAGACAGUCUUUAAACCUCUUUUGUUGACCACCAGCAUUACGCUUACCAUUUUAAAGUUCAGAAAGAGUAGUUGCUUUGGAAGACGACAAUCAGGCAUCCGCACAACAUGACCAGUCCAACAAAGUUGAUGUUGAAGAAUCGUUGCUUCAACACUGGUGAUCUUUGCUUCUUCCAAUGCAAUACUUUCCACGUAAAUCAUAAUAAUGAAUAAAGGUAAAGGGACCCCUGACCAUUAGGUCCAGUCGUGACCGACUCUGGGGUUGUGGUGCUCAUCUCGCUUUAUUGGCCGAGGGAGCCGGCGUACAGCUUCCAGGUCAAUGUGGCCAGCAUGACUAAGCCGCUUCUGGCGAACCAGAGCAGCGCACGGAAACACUGUUUACCUUCCCGCCAGAGCUGUACCUAUUUAUCUACUUGCACUUUGAUGUGCUUUCGAACUGCUAGGUUGGCAGGAGCAGGGACCGAGCAACGGGAGCUCAUCCCGUCGUGGGGAUUCGAACAGCCAACCUUCUGAUUGGCAAGCCCUAGGCUCUGUGGUUUAACCCACAGCGCCACCCGCGUCCCUCUAUCAUAAUAAUGAAUACAACAUUCCUAUUUUCUUUUCUCCUAUGCUUCCUGCAGCCAGCUACCCUGACCUCCUGCAGUGCCUGAAUGCUCCCGUGCUUUCCUCUAGCCAGUGCUCAAAUGCUUAUCCGGGGCAAAUCACUCAAAACAUGAUGUGUGUGGGAUUUCUGGAGGGCGGCAAAGACUCCUGCCAGGUAAAUCUUCUCUCUUUCCAUAGGCACUUCAGUGUCGUUGCAUAGAGGUCUCUUGGCAGAUGAUACAGAUGCUCAGUUAGUAGUCAAUGAUUCAGGAAGGGCAACCCAGCCAGAUGGGUGUGGUAUAAAUAAUAAAAUUAUUAUUAUUAUGUCUGCUGAGCAAGGUCUAACGGGAUAAUAGCAAGGGAGGGAAGAUUUCUUUGGGAUCAGGCGGUUCAGAGGGACAGGAGGAAUUUUCCCGUUAGGCAGAGUAACCCCCCCAGUCUCUAGUUGCCUAUUGCUACCAUGGAGGUUUAGGGAUGGGGAGAAACCCAAUUCAGUUUGCAUUUAAAUGAGUACCUACCACAGCCGUCCAUCAAAAUUUGCACUUCUCCAAAUUUGCAUUGUAUUUCUGCAGCCAAGGAAUACAUAUAAAAAUGUGUAUACGAGGGGAAAGUGUGCAUUUUUAAAAAUGUGUAUAUUAGUGAAAAUUAAAAAGCACUAUAUUUGGAGAAAUUGCUUUGCAAAAAAUGUGUAAUGUAUAUUAGGCAAAACGUGUAUGAGAGGGGACAUUGGUGUUAUUUUCACAAACUCUUUUAUCAGAUCCCCCCCCCAAGGUUUCGCAAAUUUCUACCAGGAUGGUGAGAAUUUUAUUACAAUCAGCCCCAAAAAGAUUUUAUACAUACAACAUCCUCUGUUAAUAGUGCAAAUCACCUGAUGGCUGGUGGGUUCUCCUUAUUUGUUCCAGAGAACUGGGAGGAAGAGUCUUUUAUACUUGCAUUACUAGUACCUGAAGAUAGUUUUGAGAUUUGCUUUAGCGUUAAUCCCUCCUCUUGUUCAGCCGGGAUUAAUCCUUGAGUUAUUGGUCUGUUUGCAAAAGACAACUUGAUAGUUGAGCGAACUAAGUAUAAGUCUACUUUCUGCUCUUCAUUAUAACUGUAGAGAGACCCCAUAAGGUCAGUAUUAAUUUUGGGGGCCUGCUGUUUAUUUGGCAAUUCUGCUGCUUUGAAAUCCUGUAAAAACUUACAGUGGGAUGAAAGGCCUUGGAAAUAGUUAUGUACUGAAGUUCUCACCCUGGGCCAGCAGGGGGAUAGUGUAGAUAAUUCAGGUCCACAUAUGCAAAUAAGGAAUUGAAAGUGACAUUUAGUGAUUGGAUAGUUACAGAAAAUGGUUACUGUUGAGUUCUAGUGGAGCUCUAUAUAAGCAGGCUGGCUGAACCCUUCAGUUCAGUUCUGUUCUGACCUGUGAAUAAACAAGAGCUGUUUGAAGAAUCGCUGUGUCGUCUGAUAUGUUCACCUACAACUUAACAGAAAUCAUGGCUGUUUCAACUUAUUGGUUGGAAGAAAAUGCCACCCUGUUCAUUUAUUUAACAACAUUUAUACACCGCUUGAAUGUUGGGUGGGAGAGGGAACUCAAAAAGUGAAUAGACCACUUUGCCUUAUGGUGAAUAGCUUGUCAGUGCAAGCAUUCAAGCAUUCACUCUCUGCCCCUGUUCUGGGGGCUUUCCCAACCCCUCCAUUUGGGGUGGGUGUGGGGAGGAGGAGGAUGGGAAAGCCCCAUUGCACAAACAGAAGCUCUUGUGCAGGGCUUGCAUCGACAGAACAAACCUUACUCGGUUUUGAGUUGCUUUAACUGCCGUAGCUCCCCUGCCUCCCCAUAAUCCUUGGGAUUAUCAUUUUGGGGAGGUGCUGAGCAGUUUCCCUCAGAAAUCCCACCCCAACUCCACAGUUAUCAGGCUUCGGUGGUACUGUCCAAGAGACUGAUGCCUGUGUGGCAGGAAUUAGACAAAAAGGAUCUCAAUGACAGUUAGUCUAUAGUUUUGCAGGGGCACAUUCUACGAACUGUUGCAAGGUAUUGGAGGAACACAAGUCAUAUUCCGUCUCUUACUUCUACCGCUUACUGUGUUCUUUCACAGGGAGACUCUGGUGGUCCCGUGGUCUGCAACGGGCAGCUCCAGGGAAUUGUCUCCUGGGGCAUUGGAUGUGCUCAGAAAGGCUACCCUGGAGUCUACACCAAAGUUUGCAACUACGUCUCGUGGAUUGAUAGCACUAUGAGAUCCAACUGA
This is a messenger RNA of Podarcis lilfordi (Lilford's wall lizard), 8066 nucleotides long. NCBI's taxonomy places the organism in Eukaryota, Metazoa, Chordata, Lepidosauria, Squamata, Lacertidae. The record is from the annotation of a GenBank genome assembly.